Molecule: messenger RNA, 1371 nt
Organism: Camellia sinensis
Lineage: Eukaryota; Viridiplantae; Streptophyta; Magnoliopsida; Ericales; Theaceae
Product: vesicle-associated protein 4-1
Biological process (GO): endoplasmic reticulum membrane organization
Cellular component (GO): plasma membrane; endoplasmic reticulum membrane
Source: RefSeq, a predicted model, not a curated record
UUGCAUUAACCACCACCAUCAGGUGUGGAAGCAGUGUGAGUGUGUAUGUGUGUGUACGCGGACAUCAAAACUAACUCCAAUUAAAGUUAAAUCCCCUUUUCAAGUCCGUCCUCUGUUUCUGUGCUAUUCCUUCCCCCCGAAACAACUCAUCAUCACAGAGAGAGAGAGAGAGAGAGAGAGAUUAUACAUAUACAUAGCGAGUUGAGUUGAUUCGAAUUCUGACGCGUUGCUCUCGCCGGUUAAUUCAAAUUCCGGUCACCGGAGGUCAUCGGAACCCUAACUUUUAUGGACUGAAACAGUUGGCGACGUGGUGAAAGCAUGGCUAUCGCUGACCCCCACAAGUCUCACUCCGACGGGAAGCUGUGGAGACUGUGCCCUUUGUGGCAAUCAGGAACCGGUUCUUCGUCUUCUUCUUCUACUCAUAACCUGAACUCGAGCCACCAGAACGGAGGCGUCUUAUCGAACACUCGCUCUUCGACUAAGGUUUCUAUGGUGGCCAGGUCGAUCCUUCCUACCAGGCGUCGACUCCGUCUCGAUCCUUCCAACAAUCUCUACUUUCCCUAUGAACCGGGUAAGCAGGUCAAGAGUGCUGUUAGGAUUAAGAACACUAGCAGGUCCCAUGUAGCUUUCAAGUUUCAAACUACUGCACCAAAAAGUUGUUACAUGCGACCUCCUGGAGGCAUCCUUGCACCUAAAGAAAGCAUUAUUGCUACUGUGUUCAAGUUUGUGGAGCAACCAGAGAACAAUGAGAAACAACAAUUAGACCAGAAGAGCAAGGUCAAGUUUAAGAUCAUGAGUUUGAAGGUGAAAGAAGGAAUGGAUUAUGUGCCUGAAUUGUUUGAUGAGCAGAAAGAACAAGUAACUGUUGAGCGAAUUUUGCGUGUUGUCUUCUUGGAUGUGGGACGACCUAGUCCUGCAUUGGAGAAACUGAAGCGCCAGUUGGCUGAAGCUGAAGCUGCCAUUGUAGUACCGAAGAAACCUACAGCAGAUACAGGUCCACGAGUUGUCGGGGAAGGUCUUGUUAUAGAUGAAUGGAAAGAGCGAAGAGAGAAGUACCUUGCUCGGCAACAGGUUGAGGCGGUAGAUUCAGUGUAAAUUGCAAUUUGCUUUUCUUGUAAGUGCUGCUUCCGCCUAGAAAGAAUUGUUAAAGCUGCCUUGUAUUUUAAUUUCUUCUGAUGUUCAAUGCUUAAAAUAGAGGAAAAAUAAUGUGACCUUAUGUCAUUGUUAGUGAGAGAAACCAUCUGUUGAUAAUACCCCUUGUUCGGCCUAUAUGCCUUCCUCCUUGUAGAUAAUGGAUUUUCUUUUUCUGUGAAAAUAUAUAUCUCCAAUCAUAUGCUUGCUAUAUACCCAUAUGGAAUAAUUUUUAUGUUC